UCUUCCUUAAACUACACUCCCCUCCCCUCCCUCGCUCAAUAAAGCGAAAAAACCCCAAGCUCGCGGCGCACGUUAGCUAUCCCCACAUUUCACCUUCUUCUUCGAUCGAUUCAGCUGUCUUCGCCGCCGAACAUUGCAAGAGGGCAAUUUGAUCUCUACAGUAGAAUUGAGGUAUGCGAGGGCGCCACGUCGAAACCUUAUUGGUGCAGAAGCGUUCAUCGUCUAGGGAACAUCUCAAUGGCUAUGAUUAUGAUAGAGAAGGAUUACUAGGUUACUCACAUAGUGGUCAAACUAGCAAUCCUUCAUGGAAGCGUCCUUUGCCACAUGUUCUGGUGGCAACUAUCUCAUCAUUCUUAUUUGGAUAUCAUCUCGGGGUUGUAAAUGACACAUUAGAGAGUAUCUCUGUCGAACUAGGCUUCAGCGGCAGUACUCUGGCUGAAGGUUUGGUAGUGAGUACAUGUCUUGCUGGUGCACUUCUUGGUUCUUUAUUCAGUGGUUGGAUAUCUGAUGGGCUUGGUCGUAGGAGAGCAUUCCAGUUAUGUGCUUUGCCAAUGAUUAUUGGUGCUUCCAUGAGUGCCACAACUAGUAGCCUGGAGGGUAUGCUUCUUGGGAGGUUCUUUGUUGGAACGGGCAUGGGUCUUGGUCCUCCAGUUGCAGCACUCUAUGUGUCAGAGGUUUCACCGGCUUAUGUGAGGGGCACAUACGGGAGUUUCACCCAGAUUGCAACAUGCCUUGGACUUAUGUCAGCUCUACUCAUCGGGAUUCCUGCCAAAAAUGACCCUAGCUGGUGGAGAGUUUGCUUUUGGGUAUCUACUAUGCCUGCUACCUUGCUGGCCAUUUUGAUGGAGUUCUGUACAGAGUCUCCACACUGGCUUUACAAGAGAGGAAGAAUUGCUCAAACUGAAGAGGAACUUGAGAGGCUUUUUGGACCACCACAUGUUAAAUCUGCAAUGGCAGAAUUGUCAAAAACAGAUAAUAGAGCAGAUGAAGCAGAUGCUGUUAAAUUUUCAGAGUUACUCUACGGGCGUCAUUUUAAAGUGGUGUUCAUUGGAUCUGCCCUAUUUGCCUUUCAACAGCUAUCUGGCAUCAACGCUGUAUUCUUUUUUUCUUCAACUGUUUUCAAGAGUGCCGGAGUGCCUUCUGAUAUUGGAAACAUAUGUAUAGGAGUUGUAAACUUAUCAGGAUCUAUUGUUGCCAUGAUUCUGAUGGAUAGAUUAGGAAGGAAGCUGCUUCUUCUUGGGAGUUUCUUGGGCAUGGUAGUGGCUAUUGGUUUCCAAGUUAUUGCUGCAAGUGAUAUUAUGUCUCCCUCUAAAAAUUUAUAUUUAUCCGUUGGUGGAAUGCUGCUGUUUGUCUUGACAUUUUCUUUAGGUGCUGGGCCUGUCCCUGGUCUGCUCCUAUCAGAGAUACUACCAAGCCGAAUUAGGGCUAAGGCAAUGGCUGUCUGCAUGUCUGUACAUUGGGUGGUCAAUUUUUUUGUUGGGUUAUUGUUUCUGAAUCUGCUGGACAUGCUGGGGCCCCAAAUUUUGUACACAAUUUUUGCCACCUUUUGCUUGUUGGCGGCAGUCUUUGUGAAGAAGAAUGUUAUAGAAACUAAAGGGAAGUCGUUGCAAGAAAUCGAAAUGGCACUCAUUCCAGUUGAUUAGUGGCAUUAGGGAUCUUGAUGCAAGAGCUUUUCACUUACCUACAUUGGUAUCACCAUCUUCAACUUCAUCUGUGUGUGUGAUUAGAUACUUGAGGAUUCGUUGUCUGCCUUGGGUUGAGCAUGAGUCGACACACAUGAUCGUGUCCGUUCUUCUCCUAUGAGUGUGGCUGAGUUUUAGUAUGGCAAGCGGCUCUGCGAGUAAGAUGCAAGUGUUGUGUUGCUGGCAUUUUCUGGAGCCAAUAGAGGCAUUUUGAAAGCUUCCAGUUACAUUAGUAAUAAUGUUGAGCUGCUUAUUCAAUUAUUAAUUUAUUAUACUAUGUUGUAAGAGCUAAUUGAGUUUACGAUCU
Molecule: messenger RNA, 1989 nt
Organism: Salvia hispanica
Lineage: Eukaryota; Viridiplantae; Streptophyta; Magnoliopsida; Lamiales; Lamiaceae
Product: putative plastidic glucose transporter 2
Biological process (GO): monosaccharide transmembrane transport
Cellular component (GO): membrane
Molecular function (GO): hexose transmembrane transporter activity
Source: RefSeq, a predicted model, not a curated record